Molecule: messenger RNA, 1657 nt
Organism: Prunus avium (sweet cherry)
Lineage: Eukaryota; Viridiplantae; Streptophyta; Magnoliopsida; Rosales; Rosaceae
Product: abscisic acid 8'-hydroxylase CYP707A1
Biological process (GO): sterol metabolic process
Molecular function (GO): heme binding; iron ion binding; (+)-abscisic acid 8'-hydroxylase activity
Source: RefSeq, a predicted model, not a curated record
GCAAAGCAUACUAGUCCUCUCUGGUUUUACUACAAAAAGCCACUGACCAUUUAACAUUCUCACUAAGAAAGAGGAAGAGAUCGAGAGAGAGAGAGAGAGAGAGAGAGAGAGAGAGAGAGAUGGAUGCAAUUUUCACUUACGUUUUCAUAUUCCUCCUAACCCUUCUCUCAUUUUUAAUUUUCAUGAAAAGGGACAAGAGAGAGGAGCCCGAGAAAAGGGCUAAGCUCCCUCCAGGUUCAUUGGGUUGGCCUUAUAUAGGAGAAACUCUUCAGCUCUAUUCUCAGGACCCAAACACUUUCUUUUCUACCAAACAAAAAAGGUACGGGGAAAUUUUCAAGACGCAUAUCCUCGGGUGUCCAUGUGUCAUGCUGGCAAGCCCCGAGGCCGCCAAGUUUGUAUUGGUGACUGAGGCUCACUUGUUCAAACCCACAUACCCCAAAAGCAAAGAACGUUUGAUUGGUCCUUCAGCACUGUUUUUUCACCAAGGAGAUUACCAUAUUAGGCUGAGGAAAUUAGUCCAAGGAUCUCUCUCCCUUGACAUUAUUCGAAAUUUGGUGCCUCAUAUUGAGGCCAUAGCUGUGUCUGGCUCAGACUCCUGGGUCUCUGGCCAAGUCAUCAACACCUUCCAUGAAAUGAAGAAGUAUUCUUUCCAAGUGGGUAUACUUGCAACUUUUGGCCAUUUGGAGGCACAUUACAAACAAGAACUCAACAACAACUACACCAUCCUGGAGAAAGGCUACAAUUCCUUUCCCACAAACAUUCCGGGAACAUCAUACAAAAAGGCUUUAUUGGCAAGGAAGAGGCUAAGAGAGAUUCUUGGCGACAUUAUCAGUGAGAGGAAGGAGAAGAGGCUACUUGAAAAAGAUCUAUUGGGUUGCUUGUUAAACUCUAAAGAUAAAAAAGGUGAAGUCUUAACUGAUGACCAAAUUGCAGACAAUAUUUUGGGUGUGCUUUUUGCUGCUCAAGACACCACAGCUAGCGUUAUGACCUGGAUUCUCAAGUACCUCCACGAUGAGCCCAAACUUCUAGAGGCGGUAAAGGCCGAGCAUAAUGCAAUUCGUGAAUCAAAUGAAGAAGGCAACCAACCAUUGAGCUGGGCACAGACUAGAAACAUGCCAAUAAGUUCCAAGGUUGUGUUGGAGAGUUUGAGAAUGGCGAGCAUUAUAUCUUUUGCCUUUAGAGAGGCAGUGGUUGAUGUGGAAUAUAAAGGGUACUUGAUUCCAAAAGGUUGGAAGGUGAUGCCUUUGUUCAGGAACAUUCAUCACAAUCCUGAAUUUUUUGCCGACCCUCACAAAUUCGAUCCUUCUAGAUUGGAGGUUGCACCAAAGCCCAAUACAUUUAUGCCAUUUGGCAGUGGAGUGCAUGCCUGUCCAGGAAAUGAACUUGCCAAGCUAGAAUUACUGAUUAUGAUGCACCAUUUGGUUACCAAGUUCAGGUGGGAAGUAGUGGGAUCCCAAAAUGAGAUUCAAUAUAGCCCAUUCCCAGUGCCUCUCCAUGGACUCCCAGCCAAAUUUUGGAAAAAAUCUACCUGCUAGUUGAGCUGUCAUACUCUCCCCAAAAUUAACUUUUUCCCAUAUUCUAUGUUUUGGGCUAAGGCACCCUUUUUUUCUUUUUCUUUUUUUUUUUGUUUUCCCCACUCUAAUAUUGUUAUCAAUUU